CCGCGUAGUCCGCUUGAACGGGAAAGAUGGCGGCAGGUUGUGUUCUGCAUUACGGUUCGGUGUCAGUCGGUUGAAUUGUCAGCUUUAAAAUCGUAUCAGACAAGUGUUGGGGGGAGUUCGUUGGAAUCUCGGCGAUUUGGAGAUUUUUGGUUCAUAGUUACGGCUGUGUUUGGAAAGAGAGAACUUGCUAAGUCUUUACAAUGGCUACAGGAGGGUUGCCGUUAGAAGAUCACCUUGAUGAUCAAGAUUGGGUUGUCAGCAAUAGUAGCCUUGAAGACAGACUGAACAACAUGGAUUGGGGACUACAGCAUAAAAAAGCUAAUAGAUCUUCAGAAAAAAAUAAGAAGAAGUUUGCUGUUGCAGCUGAAACCAGACUGACCAAUGACAUUUCUCCAGAGUCUUCACCUGGAGCUGGCCGCAGAAGAGCAAGGACACCUCAUUCAUUUUCUCAUGUGAAAUACGCAACUCAGAUGUCUGUUCCAGAGCAAGCAGAGUUAGAACGGUUAAAACAGAAAAUCAAUUUCAGUGACCUUGAUGAGAGAAGUAUUGGAAGUGAUUCUCAAGGCCGGGCCACAGCUGCUAAUAAUCAGCGACAAUUUGCAGAGAGCAAAAAGCCAUUCAACUUUUUACCUCUCCACGUCAACACUAAUAAGAGUAAAGAAGUUUCAAAGACACUAAGUAAAGAGACCAAGGAGCAAUCAUUGAGUAAAGAUCAUGUAGUUCCUGUGCUGAGCAAAGAUUUGCUGGACCAUAUGCACCAACUUGGAGAGAGCCGAGAAGAUCUUCCAGUUGAAACCAGCCAAAUUGUUAGCCGUCUUAUCCAGAUCCGGGAAUAUAUUGCAAAAGCCAGCUCAAUGCGUGAUGACCUUGUGGAAAAAAAUGAAAUUUCAGCUAAUGUGGAGCGACUUUCCCAUCUCAUCGAUGAUCUUAAAGAGCAAGAGAAGGCCUACCUGAAACUGCUACAAAAGAUGUUGGCCAGAGAGAAUGAAGAUGAGGUGCGCACCAUUGAUUCUUUUGUAGGAUCUGGAUCUGUAGCAGAGAGCACCUCUCUAAAUAUAGAGGUUCAGUCAGAAGCUUCAGUUGCCACGGGACGAGAUUUGCAUCGUGAUGCAAAGGAGGAGCUUGAAAAUCUUAAAAAACAACAUGACCUUUUAAGAAGAAUGUUGCAGCAGCAGGAACAACUGAAGGCACUCGAGGGAAGACAAGCAGCACUACUAGCAAUGCAACACAAAGCGGAACGAGCAAUAGCAUUCAUGGAUGAGACAGUUAUCACUGAAACUACUGGAAGUGUGUCAGGAGUCAGCAUUACAUCAGAGCUGAAUGAUGAAUUAAAUGAUUUAAUACAGCGAUUCCACAAUCAACUUCAUGAUUCACAGGCUAAAUCUGUUCCUGAUAACCGAAGACAAGCAGAAAGUCUAUCCCUUACAAGAGAAGUUUCCAGAAGCCGAAGUACACCACCAUCAGAGCAGCCUCCCCUAGAAAAUGCCAAGCUUAUUAAGCUUAAGGAGCUCCAAGAGAAAAAGCAUUCUAUGGAUAAGAUAUUAGAAGAGCUUCACUGCUUGAGAGACCAAACCCUUAACAAUUCAUCAUCUUGUCAGAGAAGUAUGGAUCAACGAAGUAUAGUAUCGGCACCUGCAGGAGCAGCAGUGAACCAUGAUCCAAACAGCCGGUUGUCAGUCUCUCGUGUGAAUUCAACUAUAUCACACAAUGAAAGUGAAGUGGAGGAGAAUGUCAACCCCACUGAGAAGCUGAGAAAACUGAAGGAAGUUCAUAAACGAUUAAAUGAGCUCCGUGAACUAGUUCACUACUAUGAACAGACAUCUGAUAUGAUGGUAGACACUAUAAAUGAAAAUACUAAAGAUGAUGAAACAGAGGAAGAGUCUAUUUUUGAUUCUGAUCAAGAAAACAUUGAACCCAUUGCAAACUUAAGAAAUCCGAAGAGGAGCAGUAACUUGAUGGAAAUGAAUUCUUUGACAAGUCAUCACAUUGGCAGUAAUAAUAGGGAUGGGAGACUAAACACUGAGUGUGAGAUUAAUAACAGAUCUGCUGCCAACUUGCACAGUUUAAAUAUUCCAUCAGUCCUUGAAUGUCAGUAUAAUAGAGAAAACUCGUAUAAUGAAGAAGACCGAAAUGAAGAGGAGCAAAAUGAUGAUGAUGAUGAUGAAGGAAGUGAUGCAUCAGGUUCCAGUCAAAAAAGCGGUCUUGAGGCUGACCCAGAAUUUGCACAAAAAAUUCACCGACUCCAUACUGCAAAACAGAAACUUAAACAGCUACAGGAGCUUGUUGCAAUGGUUCAGGAUGAUGAAUCUGACGAUGUUGCUAAUAGUGCAGCCCUAGUGGAGGAAACAGAGGGGCUUCAACAGCCUAAUAAUAUCAGAGCUAAUGUCAUUAAAAUGCAGGAUGUCAUGAAAGAGAAAACAAGAGAGAAGUUCUAUGAGGCAAAGCGCAAACAGCAGCAAAAGGAGCUUAGACAGCUCCAUGAAGAGAGGCGUCGUCUUAUGGAAAUUCAAGAGAAGAUUCAGGAUCUGCAGUGGACAUGUCCUGAUUUGCAGUUUUCUGCAUCAAGCACGGCAAGCCAGCCAACAGCUUCAAAACGGCCAUGUGCUGCUUCAACUCCUGCUGUUUCCACCAAGACAGGACUUGCCAAGUCAGGCAUGGAUUCAGCCAGUGCUCAAGACAGCGAGCUAUGGUGUGAGAUGAGAAGGCACCAAAUCCUUCGUGAAGAAUUAAGGCAGAGAAGAAAACAACUUGAGUCCUUAAUGGCAGAACAUCAAAGACGAAAGGUUUUCAAUGACAAUUCAAAAGGUGGUGCAACAGAUGUUCCAAAUCCUCCGCAAAUGAGCAGUAAUGAAAGAACAAUGGCAACUUGGGGAGGGUCCUCACAGUGUGUCCUGGAUAAAGGUGAGGAGAGCUAUACUUCGGAAGAGGUGGCUUUGGAGGAAGAAGAGGAGGAAGAAGCAGCAGAUGAAGAGAGUAGUUCCAAUGACAAUUUUCCUGCUUACUCCAACAGAAGACUUAAUAAUUCAAGAAAAGCAAAGAAAGAUGGCUGGAAGGAACCACAUCAGUUUUCUGUUGAUGGAAACAUCCGUCCCCUGCAGAAGCCAAGGCAUCAGCAGCAAAAUGUCAAUCUAAAGCGGCAAGAGAAUCAUCUUUGGGUGUCAGAUCUUUCAUUUCUUGAAGAAAGGGAGCAGUGUAUGGAACAGAUCAGCCAGAUAAGGAAGCAACUUGAUUUUAGCACCAAAAUGUACCAAGCAUUGAUGCAAGACCAACAGAACCUCUCCUUUAUGCUUCAGUCAAUGUUGAUGAGUCCAUUUAACAUUAUGUCCAAUAGUACCAGUUCUCCUCAAGUUCAGUUUUUAAUGCAUCAGCUAAAUCAAUGCUAUAUGCAGUUGUCGUGGCAGCAGAACCAUGUGCAGAGACUGAAACAAAUUCUGGAUGAUCUUGUGCAACAGCAGGAAGAGCCUCAAAAAGUGGAAAAACGAAGACCAAAACAUCCAUGUUCAUCUUCCCCAUCUCCUAAUGUCUUUGUUCCAUCCAGCGUUUUCCCUACUUUGAAUACACUCAACAUGCCUGGUGUUGCACAGUUUUCUCCAUUAACUAACGGAUCAAACUUAAGCUUUGGUUUUCCAUCUGGUUUUGUGGAUACCUCUCGGAUUUCAGCGGGCCAAACUAGUGAACAGUGCCACCGCACUGAUCAUAAUACAUCUGCAAAAACUGAGUAUAUGGCUUUUCCAAAACCAUUUGAAAGCUCAUCGUUAAAUGCAUCUGAUAACAUACGGAAACCAAAUGGACCUGAAGGUGAUACUGAAAUGCAGGAAGCUUGUUGGGCUGAAAAACACUGUAUGGAUAGAAGUGACUCUUGUAUUCAGACAGAAAAACCAAUACUAACUCAGAAGGGCGGAAUAAGGCUUCAGUCUAAUGAAUGUAAAAGGGACAGGAAUUUGGAUGAGGAGUCCCUACAGAGUUUCAGUAGUUUUCCCGAUCCAGUUGAUCCUACAACUGUCACUAAAACCUUCAGAUCAAAAAAGGCUUCAGCUCAAGCUAGUCUUGCUUCUAAAGAUAAAACACCUAAAUCUAAAAGUAGCAGUGGAAGCAGCAGGAGGAGAAGGAAGAGUAAAAGUCGGAUUAAAAAUCCUGGAGCAAAUGCUGUUGAUAUUGACAGUGCAAGUUUAUCAAGUGAUAGUGACUUCACAAAAGAACAGGUUAACGUCUCCAGACAGACACAGGAACUUGAAACUGACUUCAACAAGCAAACCAGGGAGCUGCUGGAAAAUAAAUUAAAAUGCCCAAAAUCCAAUGACUUUUCUUCAGCACUUGUUUGGAGAGCUCCCUUCCAGUCACUCAGAAAUGCAUGCACUGAUAUUCCAGAAGCAAGCAGUGAUCUUUCAAUGUUUGAAGCUUUAAGAGACACAAUUUACUCUGAAGUAGCAACUUUAAUCUCACAAAAUGAAGGGAGGCCACAUUUCCUCAUUGAGCUUUUCCAUGAGCUUCAGAUGCUUAAUACUGAUUAUUUACGGCAAAGAGCUCUUUAUGCUUUACAGGACAUUGUGAACAGGCAUUUGACGGAAACAAAAACAAAUGAAGAGCAUGCUGCAUCUUUGAGUUCGGUUGUUUCAAACUCUGAACUAACUCCCAGUGAAAGCCUUGCAACUAGUGAUGUUGAAACUACUGAAAAGGUUACAGAGAGCAAACAGCCAUUCACCCAGAAAGCUAAUGAUGGAGAUGCCGAGUUUGGAGAUAAUGCAAGCAUUCUGUCCACAUCUUCAAAUCUUGAACCAUUUGCAAAUGAUGAUCUAGGAAACACUGUGAUUCACUUAGACAAAGCACUAGCUAGAAUAAGGGAAUAUGAACGUAUGAAACUCAGAACCGAAUGCACUGAAAACAGUACAGAUCCUGCUUCAGAUGAGCUUAUUGAUGCUGAAAGAGGUGAUUCUAGAAUCCAGAAUCUUUCUGUACAUUCUUCUUCUGAAAUCCCUUGUCCACGUAUUGACACUCAACAACUAGACAGACAAAUAAAAGCCAUUAUGACAGAAGUGAUACCUUUUUUGAAGGAACACAUGGAGGAUACUUGCUCUUCACAUCUGUUAACUUCGAUUCGACGUAUGGUUUUGACACUCACCCAGCAAAAUGACGAAAGUAAAGAGUUUGUCCGCUUCUUUCAUAAACAGCUUGGAGGUAUCCUGCAGGACUCUUUGUCAAAAUUUUCCGGUAGAACACUUAAAGAAUGUGGGGAAGAUCUACUUGUGGAAAUUUCUGAAAUCCUUUUCAAUGAACUGGCUUUCUUUCGGCUUAUGCAAGACCUUGAUGAGAACAGUGCUUCAUUGAAACAAAAAUGUAAAAAGAAAAAGGAACUUGCAGCUUCUCAACAAACAGUCUCAUCAGAGCCUGAAAAGGGAUUGGUGGCAUUUAACCAGUUUUACUACAAGUUAUACUCCCCAUCCUUACAGGAUAAAAAAGUUAUUGAAGGUGAACAUUCACUUGCUGGAGCAUGUGAAGAUGAAGAUAAAGACAUUGAUGAAACUGCACAGAAGCCCACUUCUUGUGAAAUGCAGGUGACUGAAGAUCCUCAUGUUCAGGGUACUUUAAGUAAUGAAGGGUCCGGCGAAGAUGAUGAUUAUGACACAGAAGAACUACCUUUGUCAAUAAGUCUUUCCAAAGCUGAAACUCAGGCAUUAACUAACUAUGGUAGUGGCGAAGAUGAGGAAGAAGAGGAAUUGGAAGAGUUUGAAGCCAGUCCUGUUGAUGUGCAGACAUCUCUGCAAGCUAGUAGUGAGGCUGCAGAUGAAGAGGAUCAGAAAACUGAUGAGGGAGAAAAUCUUAAAUCUAUGAAUGUAAAAGAAGAACUUGCACCCUCCUCUACUGAACAAGAUUUUCAUCAAACAAUUGAAGAUGAAGAUGCUACAGUUUUUCCUGUAACUUUUGAAGAAGCUGAAAAUAAACCAGUUGGGAAAGACACUUCUGUUGAAAUUACAAGUGACACGCAGAGUGCUACCAAUGAAACUAGUCCUUCCUCACAUGUUAGUGAGACAACAGUCACGGAUAGUAUUCAUCAGCAAUCUGGAAAUGGAGCUUCACCCAAUACCUCGGAGAGUUCGUUGCCUUGCAGUCCAGAUACAGACUCCCCUGUCCUAAUUAAUGAUUUUGAGGGAGAAUCUGGUAACCUAAGCCAAAAAUCUGAUGAGGAUGACUUUGUUAAAUUGGAAGAUUUACCAGUACAGCUGUCUGUGAUGCGUGAGGAAGAACUACUGAAAAGAAUUGCGGAAGAACAAAAAAGUAAUGACUUGUCUACUGAGACGAUCAAUGGAUUUACGGAUGAACUCCAUGAUCUUGCUGGAAACCCACUAGAACUAAAAGAGCCAGAGGUAAUUGAAGCCCAAAGCGCAUGAAGAAUUUGAUCACUAAUAUGAAUUUAUUUAGUUUUAUUUCUGUGAACACAGCACUGUGUGCCCACUUUUCUUCCUUUCUAUGAUUAAACUGUAAUAACAUGUAAAAUAAUUUGACAUACUGCCUUUUUAGGAUAGCGGUAGUGUGUGAACACUACAAAAAGCCUUGCUGCAUUAGAUAUGCAAAUUGUCAAGCACUGUUUUAAAUGUUUGUCUUAUUCCUUUUAUGUUUGAAUUUACCUUUUGAAGGCAUGUUGUAAUUGUAAGGUCUGAUCAUUCUGUUUUCAUGUUUUAAAAUGUUUACUAUGCAGUUUAAAAUAAAAAACUCUUCAACUCUU
Polypterus senegalus (gray bichir) is the source of this 6721-nucleotide messenger RNA. It is a transcript of the gene pcm1, whose product is annotated as pericentriolar material 1. Bases 201 to 6386 code for a protein of 2061 amino acids. Gene Ontology annotation, cellular component: ciliary basal body; centriolar satellite; centrosome. The record is from RefSeq and is a predicted model, not a curated record. The transcript is spliced from 40 exons. Gene Ontology annotation, biological process: protein localization to centrosome; cilium assembly; microtubule anchoring at centrosome. Lineage: Eukaryota; Metazoa; Chordata; Cladistia; Polypteriformes; Polypteridae.